Solanum dulcamara is the source of this 1843-nucleotide messenger RNA. RefSeq names its product F-box/kelch-repeat protein At3g23880-like. The transcript has 2 exons. NCBI's taxonomy places the organism in Eukaryota, Viridiplantae, Streptophyta, Magnoliopsida, Solanales, Solanaceae. Gene Ontology annotation, molecular function: protein binding. The record is from RefSeq and is a predicted model, not a curated record. The coding region runs from base 174 to 1328 and encodes 384 amino acids.
CUCCAGUAGAAGGAUUCUCAAGAUCAAUUAUAAGACAACUUUGUGGGUUUUGCAAUGCGCAGGCGUCUCUCCUUGCAACAUUAAAACUCUCAAUUUUUUUUGCCUCCCUUCAGCUUCAACUCACAAAACAGAGCAAACCCACAAAUUAUUUUGCUAAAUUAUCAUCAAAUUCAAUGCAAGAUUCAAUCUUUACAAUGCCUACCCUGCCAACAGAACUCAUCAUUGAAAUCCUCUCAAGGGUUUCUGUUAAAUCCCUCUUGAAGUUCAGGUGUGUUUCGAAAUCAUGGCUUGCUUUAAUACGUAGUCCUCAAUUUGUCAAAACCCAUGUUAGUGUAUCUGCUAAAAACAAAGAUUACACACACCACAGGCUUGUGUUGACAGAGGUUAGAAAUUUUUUCACUUCUCAUGACGUCCAAUACAUUCUUAAGGACUGUUCUCUUAGCUCAUUACGUAAUGAUUCUGUGAUUGAGCCAUUAGACUUGAAUUAUCCCAUGAAAAACCCGCAACUAAAUGUUUGCGUUGUGGGUUCGGUUAAUGGAUUGAUUUGUCUUGACAUUGAGGAGAAUGACUUGGUUUUAUGGAAUCCAUCACUUAGAUUGUAUAAGAAAUUGCCUGAUUCUAGACUUAAAGUAAGUGGUGGUUCCCAUAUCGAUAGAGCUACUAGUGUCAUAUAUGGUUUUGGAUAUGAUGAGUCUAGUGAUGAUUAUAAGGUUGUAGGUGUGCUUUGUAUGGAAAGACGUUGCACUUUCCAUCAUCUUGAGGUUAAAAUAUAUAGUCUAAAGAGCAAUUCUUGGAGAAGUAAAGAUGGUAUUCCGGAUGGGGUGCAAUUGAUUAGACCAUGUAUGUUUUUAAACGGGAAGCUUCAUUUGGCUGGGGAGCUUAAUGUUGGUUUUCAUAAGGACAGAAACAUCGUUUCUAUUGAUUUGACUGAUGAGAAAUGGGGAAAGUUGGAGCAGCCCCUCUAUGUAGAAGGAAAUUUUUUUGUGAAGCUUGAAGUGUUGGGAAGUGAUCUUUCUGUAUUUUGUAACUAUAUAGAAAGUCACGCUGAUGUGUGGGUUAUGAGAGAGUAUGGGGUUAAAGAGUCUUGGACAAAAACGUAUACCAUCAAAUAUCCUACUUAUCACUGGUCUCCUUUUAUUUCUCAAAGACUUUGCAUGUCAAAUAAAGGUGAUAUAUUGCUUGUGCCUGGAUCGACUUUAAUGGUACACAAUCCAGAGGAUGAACCUAUCCGAUAUCCAAAGGUUACCAAGUUUGGUUUCUGUACUGCGGUGAACAUCUACAUUGAAAGCCUAGUUUGUGCCCCCCUUUUCGGAAUGAACAAAGCUUAGAACAAGAAUGAAGGAUGCAGAAGCUCAGAUGAAUGACAAUGCUGUAGCUAAUGACUUGAGGUGAAAGCUGAUGUUCUGAACAACUAAUACAUCCGAAUACUGAUACCACAGAUUGAAAUGAUGAAGCAUGGUGUUUCUUCCAUUUCCAAUUUCGUGUUUAUUUAUUUAUUUAUUUAUUUUAUUUAUUGAAUUUUAGAUUUUCUAAAAGGAAAAAUAGUAGACUCUCUCUUUUUGUAAAAGAUAAAAGACUGUUCACAAUGCUCAUUAUGAUGUGCUAAUGUUAUUUCCAUGUCCAGAGAGCAUGACAUAUGUUUAUGAUGAUCUUAUUUCCGUUUGCUAAUUGCUUAUUGUAUGACUAAUUUGGGGCUUGAAGGUUGUGAUAAAACAUUUAACAAGCUUCUCCAGCUCCCCUUGAAUGUAUGUAGAUGAUAUUAGAUUGAGAUUGAUUUGCUACUUACAUUUAUGAUAGUGCCUUACACCAGGCUCGAGCCACUGCUUUAACUAAUCCUCUAUUA